AUGGCACUCAGACAAACCUUGAAACAGUUCACCUCCAAAACGACCGCGUUCGCGCCUUUAUUAAGCCGAGCGAGCGGUGUGCAAAUGUACAGCACCGUCAUCGAGGGGUUGAAAUACGCGAGCUCGCACGAGUGGUACGUUCGUACAAACUCGUUCUCCCAAUCUCUGUGA
Messenger RNA from Bathycoccus prasinos, 171 nucleotides. RefSeq lists its product with no specific name. The transcript has a single exon. The record is from RefSeq and is a predicted model, not a curated record. The coding region runs from base 1 to 171 and encodes 56 amino acids. Lineage: Eukaryota; Viridiplantae; Chlorophyta; Mamiellophyceae; Mamiellales; Bathycoccaceae.